This is a messenger RNA of Catharus ustulatus (Swainson's thrush), 1820 nucleotides long. RefSeq names its product multiple epidermal growth factor-like domains protein 9. Bases 239 to 1657 code for a protein of 472 amino acids. The record is from RefSeq and is a predicted model, not a curated record. The transcript is spliced from 9 exons. Gene Ontology annotation, molecular function: protein binding. NCBI's taxonomy places the organism in Eukaryota, Metazoa, Chordata, Aves, Passeriformes, Turdidae.
CUGAGGGGAGCUCUGCUCCUCUGGGUGCUCUGCUCUCAGCAGGCCAUAUCCUCUCCAGACCUGCUGCAGUCUCCAGAUAUAAACCCCCCUUUGUUGGGCAGAGAGGUUGACUUGACUGAGCCUCAUGAUCAGUCAGGUGACAAAAUUGGGCACAAAAGCAGAACAGAAUGAGCAGCUGGGUGAGGGCAUUAGCUGCUGAUCUUGCCUCUUGACAGGCUGUGCUACUCCUCAGGGAAAAAUGAGUGCCUGGCCCUGUCCUCUGCUGUGGAGCUUCACCCUGCUGUGUCUCACAGGUAUUGCUUUAGGCCAGACAACCAGCACUGAUGUCCCCAUUUCAUCACCCCCAGCAGCUGCAAGUGCAACCAGCACUGAGACUAUUCCCAUUUCAUCAACUCCAGUGCCUCCCAGUGCAACCAACACUGAGCUUCCCAUUUCAUCAACCCCAGCAGCUUUAAGUACAGCCAGCACUGAGGCUCCCAUUGCAUCAACCCCAGCACCUCCCAGUGCAAGCACUGCUGCAGCCUCUGCUCCCCCAGCUGCUCCUGCAACACUCCCAGCUGGACUGACACCAACCACUGCAAGCCCUGCUGCAUCCACAGCAGCUCCAUCUGCUGCUCCAAGCACAAAAACCCCUGUUCAGACUCUGCCCAGCACCAUGGGGACUGUCCCCACCUCUCAAGCAUCUUCAGCAGUGAUGGGCACCUCCAGCAGUGCCCCAGUGUCCCCUCCAGGAGUGACCACAUCCCCUGGGCUCCCAUCAUCAGCUCCACUGCCCAGCACCCCCCAGCCCUCCACCUGCAGCACAGUGAAUGUGACAGCCUGUGCCCUCUGCCCCCCAGGGACAGUCCCCAACCCAGGCACCGUGAGCUGCUGGUGCUGCACGGGGGGCUCGUGCAGUGACCCCAGUGCCUGCAGCCCCUGCCCACCAGGCCACUUCCAGCCCCAGAGUGGGGAAUCAUCCUGCCUGCCCUGCCCACAGGGCUCUUACACCAGCUUCCCAAGGAGCACGGUGUGUCUUCCCUGCCCACCAGGACAUUUUGCUAACGAGUCUGGGGCUGCAGUCUGCAGAGCCUGUGGGCGAGGCUAUUUUAGCUCCAAGGAAAAUGCAGCUUUUUGUCUGCCUUGUCAGCCAGGAUCAUUUUGCAACACCAGCAGCUGCUCGGCCUGUGUGUCCUGUCCCGGGGGGCAGGAGGCUCCUCGGGAGGCGUCGGAGGGGUGCGAGUCCUGCCCGCCAGGUACGUUCAAAGGUCCCAGUGACAGCAGAUGCAGGGCCUGCAGGACAGGAGAGUACCAAUUACAGCGGGGCAAGGAGAGCUGUGACCUGUGCCCAGAGAGCCACUACUGCCCUAGCCCAGAUGUGAGCCCAGUCAAGUGCCCUCCUGAUGCUUUCUGCCCCGGGGGCAGCGUGGAGCCCACCUACUGCAUGGAGCUGUUCCUGUACAAGGCAGGGGACUCCUGCCAGCUGGCCCCUGCCACCAUCAUUGUCCUGGCCACCCUCUCAGCAGGUGGAAUCCUUGUUGUGUUUCUGAUCAUUCUGAGAAGGCGGCAAGAGCAUGGCAAGAAGUCCCUGAAGUCGCUGCUGCUGCCGCGGGGCGCGGGAGGACACGCCACGUACGGGGGCACAGAGCACACAGAGCCCGUCUAUGCUGGCUGGUAGCACAGCCACCCUCAGCAGCCACCUGAUCAUGGUGUGAUCCAACCCACAGGUGGUUCUGGGCAAGGUGUUCAACCACGAGCAACCUAUUUCUGUAUGGCGAAAAUCAGUGCCGGGAAAUAAAAGUCAGUUUUGGAGUUGUGGCUGUUUGUGCAAACCAGCCCAG